Molecule: messenger RNA, 1080 nt
Organism: Kwoniella shivajii
Lineage: Eukaryota; Fungi; Basidiomycota; Tremellomycetes; Tremellales; Cryptococcaceae
Exons: 2
Coding region: 1-1080 (359 amino acids)
Source: RefSeq, a predicted model, not a curated record
AUGUCCGUCAUCGACAAAGUCGUUCAGACUCUCUCUGAUCAGAUUUCUUCUCUUUCACCUGACACAUUCUCUCCGACCACUCCUAUCUUUCAAGUGUCCAAAUUCGUUCAUCAUCUCACCACUACACCUAUUCAUCCCGUUUAUUUCCCCUAUCUGAGAUUUCAUGUAAUCCAUGCUAUCAGAGUGACGACCGUUUGGGCCAUCCUCACCAAAGGCAAGAAGAAGGGCGGAAGACUGCAAGAUCUAUUUGGUUAUUUGGUUAUGGCCUGGGGAGGAAGUACUGUUAUUUCAAUGCUACUUAAUAGACCUCCAACAUGGUUAAUAUCAUCAACACCUUGGAUAAUCUAUCCUUCAAUAUAUACACUUUUGAUUCCAACUGGAUUAUCCUCAUAUUUCGUUAAUACUUGUCCAACAAUAAUGUUCAAUGUCAUCGGUGCCUUCGUAGAUGGAAUGACAAGAGGUUCAACUAUAACAUCCCUCUCAUCACUCUUAACCACUCACUCUAUCGGUCACACAGAAUCAGGAACGAACAUUUGGGCAUAUACUUUAUUGAGUGCUUUAGCUGUAUCUUCAGGUGGAUUAUUAGUUGGUUUAUUAGGAUUAAACGAAAAUGAUUGGAAACUUUCUACACCCAAUUUACUUAAAGGUGGAUUUUUGACUACAUUAGAUGCUUGGAGUGCAUCCUUAAUAGGAAUAUUAUGGUUGACUUUGACUCGUCAAAAUACAUCCUUGAACCCUUUGAGCAAUAUGUUCGAAGCGGUUCUACCACAUGAAUUGAAAAUCACUUCUUCAACACAAGGGAAAUUCAUAGAUACCACUCACGCUGGAUCAAUUUGCGUCUUAAUACUUGGCAGUCUAUUAGCAACAAGAGCCAUUAUCUUAUCGUGGAAAACAACAAACGACAAAUCCAAACAGAUUAAAGUCGAUAAGAAAUCUGAGUUAUUCAUAAUCGAUGAAAAGCAAAACAACAAAAAUCGAAAGGAAAAAGUCAUAAAAACACCUGUAAAAGUGAAUAAAGAAAGUAUUAGCAAUAGCAGUAAACUUACACCUAGAAAAAGCCCAAGAGCGAAAUCAAAGUAA